Messenger RNA from Oppia nitens, 783 nucleotides. It is a transcript of the gene mRpL43, whose product is annotated as 39S ribosomal protein L43, mitochondrial-like. Lineage: Eukaryota; Metazoa; Arthropoda; Arachnida; Sarcoptiformes; Oppiidae. Bases 176 to 748 code for a protein of 190 amino acids. Gene Ontology annotation, molecular function: structural constituent of ribosome. Gene Ontology annotation, biological process: mitochondrial translation. The record is from RefSeq and is a predicted model, not a curated record. The transcript is spliced from 3 exons. Gene Ontology annotation, cellular component: mitochondrial large ribosomal subunit.
UUGAUAAACAGUGACUUCAAAACAUUUGUUUAUUAUUUGUUUAAAUAUUAUUUAAUUAAAUAUUUUAAUCAUUAAUUCAAUUGGUUUGCAAUCAUUAUUAUCAACAAAAUAUACGAUUACACGUGUGUCAAUAGAUUUAGCGGUUAAUAAUUGAUAACAAUUGUUGACAAUAGCGAUGCCGAAGAUAUUGGACUUAAGUAAGUUUAGUUUAGACCGAUUCAUUGUCCACAAUCCCGCACUGCCUGAGACCUACAUCAGGAAUGCCUACUAUAACGGCAUCGGCAGAUUUGUGUGUCAACUGCAACGGAUAACCUUCAAGUUCUGUAAGACAAAUAUGGACUCACGCGGUGUCCGCCACUUCAUUGAGAGCCAAUUGGUUGACUGGAGUCGUGCCAAUCCCGGUGUAGUCGUCUAUUUAAAACCUCGUCGGCAUCGAAGUCCUGUCAUUGUUACAGAAUAUAUGAACGGAAUGAACCAUUGGAUGUCAGUGAAGAAGUUUUCAGCCGUAGAGCUCGGCUGGUGGGUUGACUUCUUGAAGAACCGCUCCGGCUAUGAGUUGGCUCAACAUUUGUCGCCUCACACGUCAAUCCUGCCCUCAGUUCAGGGACCGUGGAAUCCAUUUAUCAAUCGCCCGACUCAUCUGAAUAUCCAACAGUUUCCGAACCAAGAGAGAGGUCAGUUCGUUGAGCCAAAACCGUCGGCAACACAACAGCUCAUAGAUAUGGCUAAUGAUUUGAAUAAUAAAUGAUUGACUAUUUGAUUGACAAAUAUUUGUUAUAAUUU